Zingiber officinale is the source of this 3591-nucleotide messenger RNA. Its product is annotated as brefeldin A-inhibited guanine nucleotide-exchange protein 1-like. Bases 2986 to 3492 code for a protein of 168 amino acids. Gene Ontology annotation, cellular component: trans-Golgi network. The record is from RefSeq and is a predicted model, not a curated record. Gene Ontology annotation, molecular function: protein dimerization activity. The transcript is spliced from 5 exons. NCBI's taxonomy places the organism in Eukaryota, Viridiplantae, Streptophyta, Magnoliopsida, Zingiberales, Zingiberaceae.
GAGAGCGCCGUGAAUUGGGGGUGGCUGUGAGCUCACGUCCAACACACAAAUCAAGCAAAUAGCGCCAAGGACAGAAGGACUUACAGCCAUAAGUUACUGCUGUGGACUGCAGUUGUUGCGAAACCCAUCUAUUUGGAUAUCUGUAUAAGGUCUUAUAUAAGUGGAUUUCGAAUCAAAAGAAAAUUCUCCAUAUCAGGUUUUAUUGUUCUUUGUUUAUUGCUUUUUGUUUAUAAUUAUCUAUUAUCAUGAAACAACUCUCUGGAUAUCAAAAAAGACAAAAAAAGAAAAAAGAAGAAGAGAUAGCCCAAAGCUUAAGAGGUUCAUUAAAUAAAUAUUUUGGUAAAGAAUCACAUAACACAACAGAAAAUUUAGUUCAUAUUUUAACUAAUGAAUCAAAUGUUAAUGAAGAUUUUGUUGAAAACAAGAAUGAUGAAAAUAAAGAAUUUGUGAGAAAUGAAAGUGAUGAGAAUGAGAAAUUUGUAGAAAAUGAGAACGAAGAUAAUGUAGAUGUUAAUAAUUUGGAUGAAAUUGAAAUUGACAAAACUAAAGAUAUUGAUAAGUUUUGUGAUGAUGAGCAUACAAACAAAUAUCAAUGUUCGACACCUAAAUAUGAUUUGAACAUAUUUGAUCCACGAGUUUGGGAUACUCUUGAUACAAAAAUGAGGGAUUUACUUGUGGAAAGAGGUCCUAAAAGAGAAGAUAUUCUUAAGUUUCCUUUAGAUAAAGAAUCGCGACACUUUUCUCAUACUUAUUAUGUUCAAAUGUUACCAAAUGGUGAGACUCGUGAUCGAAAAUGGUUAGUGUACUCGAAGGAGUUAGACAGAGUAUUUUGUAUUUGUUGUAAGUUGUUUAAAGUAAUACACACCAAAAGUAAUUUAGCAAGAGAAGGAGUUAAUGACUGGAAACAUUUAUGUGACAAACUUAAACAACAUGAAAAUAGUGUUGAACACCUCACUAAUCUAAGAGCUUUUGUUGAACUACAAAUGAGAUUAAAGAAAACAUUGACAAUUGAUAAAGAAAUACAAGAACAAAUUAAAAAGGACACAAAACAUUGGAAACACAUUAUGCUAAGAAUAGUUGCUGUUGUCAAAUGUCUUGCUAUACAUAAUUUGGCAUUUCGUGGUACACAUGACAAAAUUUAUGAAGAUAGUAAUGGUAAUUUUUUGGGUCUACUUGAAAUGAUUGCAGAUUUUGAUCCAAUAAUGCAAGAACAUUUUCGACUCAUUCAAGAUAAAAAGAUUCAUUAUCAUUAUCUUAGUCAUAAAAUUCAAAACGAGUUAAUAUCUAUUUUAGCCUCCAAAGUCAAGAAUGCAAUAAUUAAAAAAGUAAAAGAGGCAAAAUAUUUUUCAGUAAUUCUUGAUUGUACACCGGAUGCAAGUCACAAAGAACAAAUGACACUCAUAUUAAGAUGUGUAGAUGUUUCAGAGACUCCAAUUAAAAUAGAAGAGUAUUUCUUAGAAUUUAUAAAUGUAGAAGAUACAACUGGUUUAGGCCUUUUCAAUGAAUUGAAAUUUGUUUUACAAUCUUUAGAACUUGAUAUUGAUAAUGUGAGAGGGCAAGGUUAUGAUAAUGGAUCUAAUAUGAAAGGAAAAAAUCAAGGCGUGCAAAGAAGAUUGCUUGACAUUAAUCCUAGAGCAUUUUACAUGCCAUGUGGUUCUCAUUCUCUUAAUUUAGUUGUUUGUGACAUGACAAAUUCUUGUGCUAAAGCAAAAUCAUUUUUUGGAGCAUGCCAAUGUAUGUACACCGUGUUCUCUAAUUCAACAAAAAGAUGGAAUGUUUUGCUUGAAUAUAUUGAUGGAUUAACUUUAAAAUCAUUGUCAACUACAAGAUGGGAAAGCCAUAUUGAAACAGUUAAAGCAAUACUAUCUCAAGCUUCCCAAAUUAGAGAAGCUUUGUUCAAAUUAGCAGAAAUAAGUGAAGAUAGCAAAUUAAGUAGAGAUGCUGAAACGCUAGCAUCUGGUGAACUUUCAAGUUUUGAAUUUAUAUUAAGCCUUGUUAUUUGGCAUGAUAUUUUGCAUAAAAUUAACUUAGUUAGUAAAAAAUUACAGUCAGAGGAUAUGCGUCUUGAUGUUGCUGUAAAACAAUUGGCUGGUCUUGUUUCUUUUUUUGAAAAAUAUAGAGAAAAUGGUUUUUCUUUAGCUAUGGUUGAUGCAAAAAAAAUAGCAUUUGAUAUGGAAAUUGAGCCUGUAUUUCCUACAAAACGUAAAAUUAGUAGAAAGAGACAUUUUGAUGAGAUUGCUAAUACUGAAAGGGAAAAUCAAUCACCGGAAGAGUCUUUUCGAAUAUAUUAUUUUAUCUUAGUAGUCGAUAUUGCUCUUGGGCAAUUGAAAAGUAGGUUUGAACAGUUGCAAUAUUUUGAAUCUAUAUUUGGGUUCUUGUAUGAUGUUGCAAAAUUAGUUUCAAUGGAUGAUGAUGAAUUAAUGAGUUCUUGUGUGAAUCUUGAAAAUACUUUGAAAAAUGGCGACGCUUCUGAUAUUGAUGCAAAAUAUAUGUUUUCAGAAUUACAAGUUUUGCAAGUAAUGUUACCAAGUGAAUCUUAUGAAACAAAUAAAAAAUGGUCUUCCAUUCAAAUAUUAGAGUUUUUAAAAACAAUGGAUAUGUUUCCAAAUGUGAUGAUUGCUUAUAGGAUAUUAUUGACAAUACCCGUGACAGUGGCAUCUGCCGAAAGAAGUUUUUCAAAAUUAAAAUUAAUAAAAUCUUAUUUACGGACCACAAUGACUCAAGAUAGGCUAAAUGGAUUAGCAAUUUUAUGUAUUGAAAAAAAUAUUUUGGAAAAUAUUGAAUAUGAUGAUAUUAUUGAUGAUUUUGCCUUUAAAAGUGCAUCACGAAGACACUUUAAAUGAGUUGCCCCUGUGUUUUUUUUUUACUUUUUUUUUUCUUUUUGUGAUCCUGCUACACUUGCUACUUUUCUGUUAUUAAGUUGUUUGCUUAACAAGUGAAACUACUUAAUCCGACCUCACCUUUUGUCCAUGCAGGCAUUACAAUAUGAAUCAUAUACGAUUGGUUUGGUCCUGUAUCUGGAAUGUUCUUUCUGAAUUUUUUGUUUCAGUUGGGUUGUCAGAAAAUCUUUCGGUCGCAAUCUUUGUAAUGGAUUCACUAAGGCAAUUAGUUAUGAAAUUUUUGGAGCGAGAAGAACUUGCUAAUUAUAACUUCCAGAAUGAAUUCUUGAAACCUUUUGUGGUCAUCAUGCAGAAAAGUAAUUCUUCUGAAAUUUGUGAGCUUAUUGUUCGAUGUGUUUCUCAGAUGGUUUUGAGUUGUGUUAAUCAUGUGAAGUCUGGGUGGAAAAGUGUUUUCAUGGUUUUCACAACUGCUGUCGCUGAUGACCGUUCCCUUCAUUGCCUGUUGACAAUCUAUACAUGGAAGAAGUGUACGUUAAGUUUGGAGAGGAAUUAUGCUUCACUGUUGGAGGUCAGCAUAUUCCUUUUGGUGCAUCACCACAGAAUAUCUGGACUGAACUUGAACCUCCUUGUAGAAUCUAUCAGAAGCAAAUAAUUCGACUGUUCAGAUAUCUUUUUCUUGUGUUUUGCUAUUCUGAACUCCUUAGUACUACUUUAUAGGGACUAGUAUUUAGAAAGAUUUUAAUUCUUAACC